Dendroctonus ponderosae (mountain pine beetle) is the source of this 2376-nucleotide messenger RNA. RefSeq lists its product as uncharacterized. The record is from RefSeq and is a predicted model, not a curated record. The coding region runs from base 1855 to 2253 and encodes 132 amino acids. The transcript is spliced from 2 exons. NCBI's taxonomy places the organism in Eukaryota, Metazoa, Arthropoda, Insecta, Coleoptera, Curculionidae.
GGGUUUGCUGGGGAAAAAUUAUUGAAAAUCGCGUUGCAAGUGGUUUCGCGGGAAAUCACAAGUGCACUUGCCCGACUAAAAAUUUGCAAAAAAUCGGGAAAACGCGCUGCUGAACCGGUCUUUGCGUCGCUGAUAGAGGCAAGUAAGCGCUAUAUAAUGGUGCAACAGCAACUUUGCCAACUCAUUCGAGCUUCUCGAAAAAAAAUGAUAAAAACGAUUUUGCAAAAAGAUUUGGGCAAAAUCACAACUGCACUCGCCUGACUAAAAAUUCACACAAAAAUUUGAAAACGCGCCACUGAACUCCACUUUGCGGGGUUUAUAGGAACCCCGCAAAGGAUAGGAGCAGUGGAGGCACAAACACUUUUUAAUCUCAAUUGGUUUGCCCGGAAAAAAUGAUUGAAAAUCACUUUUGCAAGGAUUUUCGCGGCAAGUUAAAUAUGCAAUCGCGUGCCUAAAAAAUUGCAAAAAAUCCGAAAAACGUGCGAACCGAACUGCGUUUUGCAGCACAAACAGAGGCAUUUUUGCGCUAUCUAAUGGUACAGCAAGCAGGUUUCCAGCUUAUUCAGUUUGCUCGAAAAAAGCAAUUAAAAUUCACUUUGCGCAGAGUUUCACGCAAAGUCACAAGAACACUAUCCUGGUUAAAAAUUCGCAAAAAAUCAGAAAAAUGCACGACCAAAUUGCACUUUGCAGCAUUGAUAGCGGCAAUUCCUGAUAAUUUCACUAGUUUUCAAUCCACUAGUUUUAAGAAAUGCUGGCGAAAGCCAAACUCUUUUGAUAAUAAUGAACAAUACAGAAAAACUAUUGUCGAAGUUGCUAGUAAUAUUGAAACAAAGAAAAUGCUUCAGGAAAAUAUGCUGCAAAUACAAACAGAAUUAACAAUAAAUCGCUCUUUGCAUGCUGCCAGAGCUGCAAUAGUAAAUUUAGCAAAAAGCCCAAAAAGCCCCCUGAUUUAAACAAUUCGGUAGCAUGUUGAAGCCAAUACAAAAACUGGAAUAAUUACGUGGAAUUUUAAUUGCCUGCUUUAAAUGACUUAGCGCUAUUUUGCCGUCGGUUAAUUUUCUACAUAGCUGGACACAAAAAAAUCAGCAACAAAACCUACUAAAAUCAUUAAUAACGAAAUUUUAAGACUUAUUAUUACGAGGUAGGCACUGCGGCCUGGUAGAUAAUUGCAUUAUGGGCACAUAGACUUAUCGAUAGAAUCGCAGUUUGAUACAGAGAAGUAAAAGUAGACGACAAAUUUAAAACACUCGGUAUACCGACGUAUACAAUGCCAUCAAGUGGAUGUAAUGCAUGAUCUUAUGUUAUGAAACACCGCAAUGUUUAUGUUACUGGUUAAAAGUUGGGGCUUAACUUUUGGCGCUUUUUCCGGAUAUUUAAAAAGCGUUCUGGGAUGGAAAUUUCAGUAAAUAAAUAGCCAAUUAAAUUAUGAACAGCGAAAAAAGGUAAUUUUAUUACUGGGCCAAUUUCGAGCAAAGUUUCUUAUUCCGAAGGCACUUGGAAAAAAUGUCAAUCUUAAUCGAUAACGAUGACUAUAUGAAACUGCAAGCAUUGAAGCAUGUUUGCUUUCGCUUAAACAUGCCAACAUUGCCGUUUGGCCAUUUGCCGCCGCACUAAAAACGAACACGUCAUCAAUCCGUUGUCUUAUAUUCGUUGCAGAAAAUCUAGUUUUAUGAAGAAAAAAUGUAUCUCUUUACAAAGCGACGUUGCGUUACCCUACCAUGUACGGUAUAUAAAUUGGCUUAACACCACUUGGAAUCAACCAUUCGAUAUCCAGCUUAUCCCUCGAAUCAGUUCGGUUCAGUUGUGCCAUUUUGUCAGUCAAUAGUCGAUUUUUUUGGAAAUAUCGAAAUCAACAUGAAAAUUUUGAUCAUCAGUGCUGCUCUCCUGGCUCUGGCUGCUGCUCUGCCAGCAGAAGAGGCAUCAGUGAAGCAAAAGAGAGGCAUCUUGGGCUUGGAACACUCCCCAGCUCUAAUUGGAGGACCUCUUUUGGCUAAGAGCUACUCCACCCCAAUCAUCCACACCGCUCCAGUUGUAACCCGAGUGUUCGAAGCUCCUCCAGUACCAUUGAUCAACAAUUACGCCCCUCUUAUUACUGGGCCGUUGAUUGCCAGAGGAAUUGGCCCUCACAUCUAUGGAAAAUCCAUCUUGUCCGGCCCUAUUUAUAACUCGGCUCCUAUUUAUGGCAAGCCCCUAAUUGCAUCAGCUCCUCUUCUCAGCUACGGACCGAAGUUGGCUUAUGGUCAUGGCUGGUAAAUUUGUUAAAAAACUGCAACCUUCAUAUGUAGCUAAGCUUGUUUUCUUCUGGUCGUUUGUAAAUACUUUGUUCAGUGUUUUGUGUUAUUUGUGAUGAUCUUAGGAAAUAUAUUAUUUGAGACA